UGACAACAUAGAAGUCACUAUUACACCUCGGUUAAUGUUCAUAAUAGAAGAUUCAUUGGUUUGAUUUAUUAUUCUCGAAGUCACCGGCAGAGGUUCUUUCAAAAGGAGAUUGAUGCUAUAUGCCUUAGAAGAGCUGGAAAUCUUUUCAAUCAGCUAUGAAUAGCARUAAUGUUUCGUCUCAAGGACACGGAAUCUUCAACCUGGACGUGGAUAUUCAAGUCGGAUUGACCUUCUUUGGGGUGUUAGCAUUUAUUAUAUCACUUGUUGGUAACUGCGUGGUUAUCCACAUAGUGCGCACGCGCAGACACAUGCGCGGUACGACGAAUAUCCUAAUAUCCAACAUGUCGAUCGCUGACAUCAUGAUUACGUUCGUCUAUCCAUAUUUGGUUAAAUUCUACUUUGUUGGUGCACAGUGGUUUGGAGGCAUUAUGGGAACGAUCACUUGCAAGCUUGUUCAUUCGAUGCAAAUGAUAUCCAUUUUCUGUUCUGUGUAUACGUUGUUGGUAAUUAGUGUCGAUCGAUUCCUGGCCGUUAUGAUGCCGAUGAAAAAACUMUUCACGACUAAAGUUACAAAGUGGAGUGUUACAUUUGUAUGGCUGGGUUCGAUCAUCUUUUCUAUUCCCCUUAUUAUUGCUUCAAAGAUCGUCGAGUAUAAUGGGGUAUACUUGUGCAUUGAAUUAUGGGAAGAUGUGGGUCUAUCACCAAGUGAUCAUAUCAUAACAUUCACAAGUCUGACGUUUGUAUUUCCAUUAAUUUUCAUCACCGUUGCAUACGGGAUCUCUGGGUAUAAAUUGUGGGGAAGUACACCUCCAGGUCAACAGAACAGUAUCACAAGAAGGAAUAAUCGAUCAAUUGUGGAAAGUCGACGAAGAGCAACUAAAAUGCUAAUUACAGUUGUAAUUGUGUUUGCGCUGUGUUGGCUUCCAUUCCAUGUACGCGAGUUGAUWCGAUCUGAAUCUCCAGAGUUAUCUAAAAAGACUCCUCUUUUCUUAGACUUAUUUCUCCCAUGGUUUGGGUUCAUCAAUAGUUGCAUCAAUCCGAUCAUAUACAUUGUGUUUUCUGAAACAUUUCGUCGGGAAUUCCAGCGGACAUUGUGUUUCUGGAGACCCUAUUCGAUGCUUGAUCCUGCGAGUAAUCCUGGAAGUCCUUCGGUUGCAACAAGACACACAACAAGAUUCCCUGUUAUAUCACAUAAUGGACGGAAAACUCCACUGAAGAACGACACUUGUCUUUGAAUAGUUUCCUAGUACACGAGUUAACACGUGC
Molecule: messenger RNA, 1266 nt
Organism: Exaiptasia diaphana
Lineage: Eukaryota; Metazoa; Cnidaria; Anthozoa; Actiniaria; Aiptasiidae
Product: tachykinin-like peptides receptor 99D
Exons: 3
Coding region: 156-1235 (359 amino acids)
Biological process (GO): G protein-coupled receptor signaling pathway
Cellular component (GO): membrane
Molecular function (GO): neuropeptide Y receptor activity
Source: RefSeq, a predicted model, not a curated record